Molecule: messenger RNA, 1506 nt
Organism: Eruca vesicaria subsp. sativa (arugula)
Lineage: Eukaryota; Viridiplantae; Streptophyta; Magnoliopsida; Brassicales; Brassicaceae
Source: the annotation of a GenBank genome assembly
AUGGGGGAAGACGAGACCGUGGAUUUUGAGUCGUUGAAGCAGACAUUCGUGUUCUGGAACAUAGAUGACUACCCAAUCCCUGUAGAUGGUAGCGUUGAUCUUAGUCCUGUUUUUGAUGAUAUGUCAAAAGCUCUGGAUGUAAUGGGUUUUCGUGAUGGGUAUAUGGACGUGACAUUGUAUUCUGAGCAAGUCAGUUGUGACAAAAAAGAGUCCGAACUAUUCAACCACUGGUUAAUCGAAUGUAAGUCUUAUGCGGCUGGUGUUUUCGAAGUGCCGGAUAUCACUUUGCGUAUGAUUCGUUUCGCAUCAAUGCUUGGACCAGGACCAAUAAAUUUUUUGGUAAUAGCAAAACCAAAAAGGGAGUUGCACAGGGUUCUGCAGUGUUUGAAAUCUAGGCGUCACAAUGUUGUCCUAGUAGAGCCGCCUCCUGAUGUAGAAUCAUAUCUGUUUACUGUAGAGACUCUACUUAAUAAUGCAAGACUUUUGGGUGGAGGAAAGCCUCGGUACAAAGCUCGACAUAGUCAUCGUACGUAUCAGUAUGAUCUCGAUGUUGAAAAGGAUCAAGUAGUGACCAAAGAAGAUGUCUCCAAGACGGUAGAUUUCUCCGAGCGUAUCCCAACCGUCAAAGGGGUUAGGACAGCUGUCUUCUGGGAUGCCGUGGAUUGCCCAUUCCCUCUUGGUUCCACUCCUGAUGAGAUCUACCACUCUAUCUCAACAGCUCUUGUGGCAAGGGAGUUUGAUGAUAACAUUACCAUCUGGGCCUAUCUUGAUGAUGAUGACAAGAGGUUACUGGGUGACAAGACGUGGCUUUCCAGAAUCCACUUCCUCCCCGGAGGGGAUGAACGACGUGCCAGAAUGUUAAAUGACAUUUAUUUAUGGGAAAGGGACUCUCCUCAGGUGGACAUGAGUUAUGAAGCUAGUUUGUUCAUAUUCUCAGAUCAGUUCGAAGAUGCCGCCUACUACACCGAUAUGCUUAAAAAAUUGGGUGUGCUUUACGAUCUUUUCGUAGCCACUCCCAAAGGAUAUGCUUCAAGAAUUGGGUCCUCUUCUCAGACUCUGGACAUUAACAAUCCAGAAAGCCCUGAAUGGCCUGGAUUGCUUAUGGAUAAAGGCGCAUACUUUUUUAAUGAUGAAACAAGCCAUGUCUCUCAGGAACCUUCUUCUCUCACGCUGCUUGAAGCCGAUGAUGCCACCGCAGAAGAAGAAGAAGAAGAAGAAGAAAGACCUGAGAUGCUGAGUGACAUGGAGGAUUACAGAGACGAAGAAGAGAUGCUUGUUGACACUCUUCCCUUGGAACCUCGGACUGAUCAUGACGCCAUGAACUUACCAGGAUGGCCAGGCUGGGAAAGCUUUGAUGCAAAGCAUGACAACUUUGAUGACAUGUAUCGCUGGGAUCCUAUUACUAUGAUGUACAAACUAAAGAUACUAUUUACCAUAGAGGAGGAAGAAGAAGCCAAAGCCGAAGCUGAUGCAGCGGCCAAAGAAGAAACACGUGGAAAGCUUUAA